Messenger RNA from Aspergillus alliaceus, 1554 nucleotides. RefSeq names its product major facilitator superfamily domain-containing protein. Lineage: Eukaryota; Fungi; Ascomycota; Eurotiomycetes; Eurotiales; Aspergillaceae. Gene Ontology annotation, biological process: transmembrane transport. Gene Ontology annotation, cellular component: membrane. The transcript has 3 exons. The record is from RefSeq and is a predicted model, not a curated record. Gene Ontology annotation, molecular function: transmembrane transporter activity. The coding region runs from base 1 to 1554 and encodes 517 amino acids.
AUGACUAUGAAACUUGAUUCCCAAAGGGAAGCCCGUGAUAAUGACCAAGGGGAGGGUGACCAGCAAGGUAUUUCGAAUGAAACUCAGCUCGAGCAGCUUGGGCGGCAGCGACCAGCCAUAUUUGCCAACAACCUGAUAGAAAUUGGGUUCUGUUUCUCGUUACUCACUUCAAUGCUUCUGGCAGAGUACUUUAUUAGUGGUUUCAACACGAUCCUUCCGGUUCUGACGGGCGCACUUGACAUGCCACAGGAGGCGAAGACAUGGCCAGCAAGCGUCUUCUCCUUAGUCACAGGCGCGCUGCUAUUGCCAUCUGCUCGCCUCGCUGAUAUAUACGGUGCUCACAUCGUAUUCAAUACAGGGCUAUUGUGGUUCUUCGUGUGGUCCCUUAUUGGUGGCUGUGGUAGAAACUACAUAAUGCUGAUAUUGUGUCGGGCGCUACAAGGAUUGGGACCUGCUGCAUACUUGCCUGCUGGGAUCAUGCUUCUCGGCACAAUAUACAGGCCUGGCCCUCGUAAGAAUUUGGUGUUUAGUAUGUAUGGAGCAUUCUCACCAAUUGGCUUUUACUCGGGCAUCAGUGUUAGCGGUGUGUGUGGACACUAUCUCUCUUGGAGAUGGUACUUCUGGACAGGCGCGAUAAUGCUGUUCGUCGUGUCGAUCAUCUCGAUACUAUCUCUGCCAUCUACCAAAUCACCGAGUCAGUCAAAGAUGGACUGGUGGGGAUGUUCAACCAUUAUUCCAGGCUUGCUAUUGACAGUGUACGCGAUUACGGAUGGAGCCCACGCCCCAAACGGAUGGCGAAACCCCUACAUACUCGUCACCUUCAUCCUGGGUAUCAUCCUUCUAUGUGCAGCAUUCUACGUGGAGGGCUGGAUAGCUACCUCGCCGUUACUUCCAUUUGACUUGUUCAAAGUGAAAUACAUGACACCGCUGAUAGUAUCGUUACUCUUCUCAUACGGCGUGUUCGGGAUCUAUCUUUUCUACGUCAGCUUCUACAUAGAAAACGUUAUAGGCAAGAGCUCCCUGACGACAGCGGUGUGGUUCGCCCCAAUGGCUGCCGGUGGUCUGAUCCUCGCCACUGUUGGGGGUUUUACCCUGCACUUCCUCCCAGGAAAGCUCCUGCUAAUGAUAUCCGGCGCCGGCUACCUUGUAUCCGUUCUGCUAUUUGCGCGUAUUCCCGAAAAUCCAAAUUAUUGGGCCUAUGUCUUCCCCGCAAUGGUUGGAACAACUGUUGGAUGUGAUAUAGCGUACAGCGUCAGCAACAUAUUUAUUACUACUAAUUUGCCUAAGGAUAGACAAGGGGUGGCUGGUGCAGUGAUCAAUAGUACUGUGUUUCUGGGUAUUAGCUUUUUUCUGGGGAUCGCUGACCUCACGGUGUCUGAGACUGCUUAUCUGGGGUUGAAGGGAAGUUAUAAGGCGGCGUUUUGGUUUGGUGUCGCAUGUGCUGUUGUCGCCUUGAUUUUUUUGAGUUUUAUAAAGAUUGGAAAGGCGGAAAGUGAGCUUACUGUGGAGGAAAGGGGGCAGUUGAAGGCUUCUCGUGCAGAUGCUGAGGCGUAG